This is a messenger RNA of Myotis daubentonii (Daubenton's bat), 3270 nucleotides long. It is a transcript of the gene JKAMP, whose product is annotated as JNK1/MAPK8 associated membrane protein. NCBI's taxonomy places the organism in Eukaryota, Metazoa, Chordata, Mammalia, Chiroptera, Vespertilionidae. Gene Ontology annotation, biological process: ERAD pathway; response to unfolded protein. The record is from RefSeq and is a predicted model, not a curated record. Gene Ontology annotation, cellular component: membrane. Gene Ontology annotation, molecular function: ubiquitin protein ligase binding.
CGGACGCUGGGAGUCGGGGCUUUUUUGGCUGAUGAUAAGCUGGUGCUGGUUCGCAGGACUUGGGGUUUGAGAAACUUGACUUACAUUCAAAUAGAUUUAUUAAGCAUCUACUAUAGGCAAAGCCUGUGUAGGAAAACUUCCAAUUCUUUAACCCGGGGCUUCUCAAAAAAUCAAUUCAUUUCCGACUAUUAGCUUAGAACAUGGUGAUUACAGUUGGUUUAAAAAUAGGUGUCAAAGAAUCCCGGGGAUUUAAAAAAGAAACAAACUCAAACAUUUGAUAAAAGUGAAACGAUUAGACUUGAGGCAUUUUAGUCAGUGUUAUUUCUGUUGUUGUUUUUCCUCAACUGCAAAAGGAGAAAAAAAAUCAGAAGUCUAAUUCAAAUUUGAAAGGAGAACCGGCAUUGUGGACCAGACAGUCUCUAGAUUGUGAAUUCAUGAAGAGUUUGGGAAAUGAUUGUUCAUCAUAAUUAUAAAAUGCAUACUUUUCUAAUUAAUUUGCAUUUGCCCACAGUUGUUUUGGAAUUAUUCCACGCGGGGCUAAAGGUUUCGUGAAGGCAGGGACUGCCAUGUCCCUCUGUGGAUCUUUAGUUGUCCCUGACCAGUGGAAUCUGACAUUUAAUGCAUGUUUGUUGAAUGAGUGAAACAGUGAAGGAAGGGCAAUGUCCCUGAUGAAAAAAAAACACCAAAAACCUCCUUCAAUAACCUCUACCUGUUGAUGAGGUCAAAGACAGUCGGUGGGCCCUGAGUGGUUUCGUAAAGAACAGCUGCUUUUAAUUUCCCCCAAGCCUCCAGAUCAGGGGGUUGAUUCAGGCAGUGGUUCCCAAGUAUUGGUCAGAGUCCCCGUGACAGCCUUGAUGAAGUUGUCAGCUGUCCUUGACAAAAGUUAGGACAAUCUGUCGAUAUUCAACCAGCAUGCCUUGGACUUUACUGUGGGAAGACCCUAUUAUUUAAAAAUGGCUCAACUGAACUGUAUGGAGAAUGUGGGGUGUGUCCGAGAGGACAGAGAACAAACGCACAGAAGUACUGCCAGCCUUGCACAGAGUCUCCAGAGCUCUAUGACUGGCUCUAUCUUGGAUUCAUGGCGAUGCUUCCCCUUGUUUUGCAUUGGUUCUUCAUUGAAUGGUACUCGGGGAAAAAGAGUUCCAGUGCACUUUUCCAGCACAUCACCGCAUUAUUUGAAUGCGGCGUGGCCGCGAUCAUCACCUUACUUGUGAGUGAGCCAGUCGGUGUUCUUUACAUCCGUUCAUGCCGAGUACUGAUGCUUUCUGAUUGGUACACGAUGCUUUACAACCCAAGCCCAGAUUACGUCACCACCGUGCACUGUACUCACGAAGCUGUCUACCCACUCUACACCAUUGUAUUUAUCUACUAUGCGUUCUGCUUGGUGUUAAUGAUGCUGCUCCGGCCUCUGCUGGUGAAGAAGAUUGCCUGCGGGUUAGGGAAGUCGGAUCGGUUUAAAAGUAUUUACGCUGCACUUUACUUCUUCCCCAUUUUAACCGUGCUUCAGGCAGUUGGUGGAGGCCUUUUAUAUUACGCUUUCCCAUACAUUAUAUUGGUGUUAUCUUUGGUUACUCUGGCUGUGUACAUGUCGGCCUCUGAAAUAGAGAACUGCUAUGAUCUUCUAGUCAGGAAGAAGAGACUCAUCGUCCUCUUCAGCCACUGGCUACUUCAUGCUUACGGGAUCAUCUCCAUCUCCAGAGUGGGUAAACUCGAGCAUGACUUACCCCUUUUGGCCUUGGUACCCACGCCAGCCCUUUUUUACUUGUUCACAGCAAAGUUUACUGAACCUUCACGGAUACUCUCAGAAGGAGCCAAUGGACACUGAAUAUAACAUGCCAAAAACCCCUAAGAAGUAUUCUUAAUAAAAAAGUAAAGAAAUUAAAAAUGUAUUAGUUCUCUUCUGUCAUACAUGGGAAUGAGAUUGUCAAUAUGUCGUAAUGUUUUUGGUUGGUUUGUUUGAUUUUGGUUUUGACCUAAGACUUUAUGGUUAGACUUAGAAAAUACAAACACUAUAAUACUCUCUUACAUAGUAUAAUACACUAUCCCCGCUUAUAGUACUCUGUUAUAUGACAGGAAGCCUAUCUCUUGCAACAAGUUGGUUAUUGUUUAGAGCAAAAACAUGCUUCUGUUUUUAUUAAGUACUUUAAUAAGUGUAAUAUGGAAUUCUUAGCUUUGGCACAAUUGUGCUUGCCUGAUGUGUUUCAACCUGGCUUUCAAGUGUAAUGAAUUAUAAAGACAUACCUGUGGGGUCUGACAGCAAGCAUGGAAAUGUAAAGUAUGUUGUUUUUGUUAUCUGUUUAUUUUCACCAAUAUAGGAUUUUCAUCAAAAAUAGAGCAUAAUUUAUAUAACAGGUUUUCUGUUUAUAGGUAGUUUGGUUGAAAAUAUCUUCAUAUUAUUCCUGUUUCUGUAAAGAAAAACAGUAAUGAAAAACCUGACAAAAAGUCUCAAAUGUUCUGACAUUUGUAUUUGCCACACUAAUUGUGGAAAUUAAAAAUAUUAGGUAGUGAGAUUAAUGUCUUUUUCCCACGUGAAUAAAUACAUGUACUCACAUAUUUCCUUCCUCUUACAUCUUAUUUAAAAAAUUUGAUUUUAGACAGAGGGAAGAGAGAGAAACAUCAAUUGGUUGUGCAGAGAUGGAACUGGCAACCUAGGUACGUGCCCUGACCGAUCGAAUCUGCAGCCUUUCGGUGUAUGGGAUGAUCCUCUAACCAACUGCGCCAGCCAGCUGGGGCUUAUAUAUAUUUUUUAAGGAUGCAUACACAUGCCACAUUUUUUUGAUCCUGGGACACAUUUCUCUCCACAUUGGGACAUCUCUGAAUUAGGCUGCAUCACACAACUAAUGGCUUCUUAGAUUUAACAAAAUGCAGAAUCUAUACAGCAUAGGAACAGUUUUACUGUGGUUGUUGAUAGGUAUGCUGCUUGUCGAUUUUUAUACUCUGAAUAGACUUAUGGUUUUAACCAUGGAAAUAAGACUUUUAUUUACUGAUUCUGCUAUUAGUGGGGGUUACCCAAGUUUGUUAAAUCUCAAACUUUAAGACUUUCAUUGACAGUUGCAAAUUGCAAAAGAAUGCACUCACUUUCUCUAUAGUUUUGUUUAUGCCUUUUGAAUUCACAGCAGUUGUAUCCUUGGAAUUAUUUUGUUAUUUUUUCUUCGUUACUAUCUUUUUCACAAUACGUGCAGCCACCGGAAAAUGGACUUUUUUGGUACGUGUCUGUUUGGUCAUCUUUUCUGUAGGAAUAAAAAUAAAAUUGUAAAAAUUCUUUAUGUA